Pseudophryne corroboree (corroboree frog) is the source of this 771-nucleotide messenger RNA. Its product is annotated as hemoglobin subunit alpha-1-like. Gene Ontology annotation, cellular component: hemoglobin complex; blood microparticle; haptoglobin-hemoglobin complex. The coding region runs from base 243 to 671 and encodes 142 amino acids. Gene Ontology annotation, molecular function: haptoglobin binding; organic acid binding; oxygen carrier activity. NCBI's taxonomy places the organism in Eukaryota, Metazoa, Chordata, Amphibia, Anura, Myobatrachidae. The record is from RefSeq and is a predicted model, not a curated record. Gene Ontology annotation, biological process: hydrogen peroxide catabolic process; oxygen transport. The transcript has 4 exons.
CCUUCGGAUCGACUUCCAGGCCAAACACAUAUGAUGUAAAACUGGGCUGGGCUGCUUGCCUUGGUGAUGAGCCAAAUUGGAUGGGUGUGGAACCUGUGUGUCUGGGAGGAGCUGGUCUCUGGCUAGUCCAAUAGAUGAAGAAGGCGGACCUCGGUGUCCUUAUUCACUGCACAUGAGCCCUAUAAAAGGUGGCAUUGCUAGAGCUCCAUCAUCAGUGUACUCAUUUGACAACACAACUUACCAUGGCUCUCAGCGCUGAUGACAAAAAACACAUCCAGGCCAUCUGGCCAUCUGUAGCUGGUCAUGCUGAUAGCUAUGGCGGAGAAGCUCUGUUCAGGAUGUUCUGUUCUAAUCCCCAGACCAAAGUUUAUUUCCCUGCUUUUGACUUCCACGAGAAGUCUCCUCAGAUUCAAAAACAUGGGAAGAAGGUUGUGGAUGCUCUGACAGAGGCUGUCAGUCACUUGGACAACAUUGAGGGAGCCCUGGAUAAACUGAGCGACCUCCAUGCCUAUGAUUUGAGAGUGGACCCUGGAAACUUCUCACUCCUGGCCCAUCACAUCCUCGUGGUGAUUGCUAGACAUUUCCCUAAAAAUUUUGACUGUGUCACACACCAGGCCCUGGACAAGUUCUUGGCAAGGAUUGAAAGUGCUCUGACAUGCAAAUACCGUUAGGGAGAUCAGUAAUGGCAGAUGAUCCAGCACAUCAUAAAUCCACCGAUAUGAUGAAAGUUAAUAAACUUUGGAUAUUUCAAAUAAAACUGCUUAAACUUCA